Molecule: messenger RNA, 2283 nt
Organism: Physella acuta
Lineage: Eukaryota; Metazoa; Mollusca; Gastropoda; Physidae
Molecular function (GO): scavenger receptor activity
Source: RefSeq, a predicted model, not a curated record
GUAGAUAAGAGUAGGUCUAUAUAUCAUGAUACUAGAGUUAGGCGGUAGCUAAGUUACCGGUGACGGAGGUCUUAACUUUUUUAGUUAACUCAAUGUUGGCCACGUCGAAAAGAGUUACCGUACUGGAGUUACCAUUGGAGCAGGGAUGAAUUCAUUAUUGAUGUUGGCUGAGUGCUACAUACUAUUUGUGUGCUACACACUGUCUCAGGUCACAUGGGCUUGUGACAUUGGCUGGUUCGGACCUAAGUGUGAGUACAAAUGUCACUGUACUGACGGUCAUUGUACCACAGCUGGACUGUGUGCCAACAACGUCGACUGUGCCAGGGGAUGGUUUGGUCCCUUAUGUCAGUACCAGGACUUGGUCAGUGUGGAGAACGCAUCGCACACGUCAACAAGCACAUGGGUCAAAGUCACGUGGCAAAGGCAGUACAUAGUCCAAUGGAUAAGUCUACAGUUUCACGAAACAUACCAGCCGGAUGUGUUUACCCUGCACCUGUCUGCUGGCACUGGCAUCUUUAACUGUACACAGCUGAAGGUUUAUCUCAUCGAUUAUCAAAAGAUCGAUCUCGUCUGUGGUAUUCAGGUGCCGGUAGUGGAGGUCAAGGUCACCUGGACCCAGUCUAAACUGUUGAGAACCAUUCACAUCAGUGGUGGUAGAAACGUGGCCUUGAAACAGACAGCUCAACUCACCAGCACGUACGACGACUACUCACUCGCCUCACACGCGGUGGACGGUAACACCAACACAAACUACCUAGGACGUUCGUGCGUGCACACACGUGACUCUGAUUUAAACCCGUCCUUAACCCUGAUCCUCGCGGGGUCCUACCUGGUGAGCAGGUACAAGGUGUACAACAGAUACGAUGGGUGUUGUCCUGAGCGACUCAAAGGUUUUUACUUGACCAGCUACCAUGGCCCGGAUCUGGUAUAUGCCUACACCGAUGUUUCCAGGGACGCUCUGAGACAGUACACGAUAGUGCCAGACAGGGGCGGUAACCCCGUCAGUCGUGUCAACAUCGCGGCCAACUACAUCAUCCCCGGCACUCGGACAAAGAUCUUGUCGUUGUGUGAAGUGGAGUUGUAUGGAGACGCCAUUUGUCCAGCUGGUCGAUACAGCCUUGACUGCUCCAGCACGUGCAUUUGCCAGAACAAGAGUGAGCCGUGUCAUGUCGCCACUGGUCUGUGUCCGUCUGUUUGUCCUGCUGGAUACUGGGGUCAAGGCUGUCAUUACGAAUGCCCUGAGGGCAGAUGGGGCAUCGGCUGCCUGCAGACCUGCAGUGAAUCGUGUGAGGGUGGUCAGUGUGAGAAGACCUCUGGUGUGUGUACAAACGGCUGUGUGGGCUACACGUCACCCAACUGUUCACAAGCGUGCGAGCCGGGCUGGUAUGGAAUGAAUUGUUCCUUGCCCUGUGACGACAACUGUGCUGAUCAGUGCAACCACAUAACCGGCAACUGUACUCUAUCUCUGCGCUCCAGCGAUACCACGUCUUCUACCAGUGUCAGUAUCGGAAUCGGUGUCGGUGUCUCUGUCUCUGUUGUAGUCCUCGUUUUGGUCGGUAUUGGUAUCGUGGUGUACUGCAAGAGGACAAAAACUCCAAACACCCACCUCCUAGAUCAUUUGUACCGUUUCAGGUAUGCCUCAGGCCGCCUCUCACAAGAAAAAACUGCUCCUGGAAAUGGGGGAUAUGACGAUGGCAGUGCAAGAAAUAUUUAUGCAAUCAACACUGCUUCGUAUGGGUGUGGAUUCUCUGAAAUAUAACAAAACAACAGCGAUAAUAUAUAAUUUAUAUUUCCUAUAAUCAUUAUGAUUCACAUUAAUAUCGGCUAAAUAUACUUAUCUACUAGUUCGCAAACUGGCCUGUCAGUUCGCAAAAUGACGUAACAUACUUACUAAUGUAUAAUAUAGUGACCGAAACUGCGUUAAGUCACAUCUACUGAAUUCAAAUCAAUGAUAGAAAAAUAUUUCCCUCGAGCGUCAGUCAGGUACGGGUCAAAACUGACCUUGGAUGAAAGAAGUCGGGGUCUUUCAGGUGUGGUUCUUCCUUGGAUGCUGUUACAAGUUAGGCGAUAAACGUCACAGCAGACAAUGCCCAAAUUGAUAACAUCAGUAAGAGGGUAGUUUUUUUAAUCAUAGAAAAUUGGAGUGUGAGGAAAUAGUAAUGCUACAAAAAUAAAAAAUAAAAAACUUAAAACUCAUGCACCAACUAAAAUAUAUAAAUAUAUAAAAUAUAUUUAAAAAUAUACAAUGUUAUAUAUAAAAUAUAUAAAACAAUAUUGUAUUCA